This is a messenger RNA of Alnus glutinosa, 834 nucleotides long. RefSeq lists its product as uncharacterized. The transcript has 4 exons. Bases 1 to 834 code for a protein of 277 amino acids. The record is from RefSeq and is a predicted model, not a curated record. NCBI's taxonomy places the organism in Eukaryota, Viridiplantae, Streptophyta, Magnoliopsida, Fagales, Betulaceae. Gene Ontology annotation, molecular function: nucleic acid binding.
AUGGCAUUUUUGGGGCACUUUGUCACCAAGGAUGUCAUUGUAGUGGACCGAGGUAAAGUAAAGGCGGUGGUUAACUACGCGAGACCGUCAAAUGCCCACAAGGUACGGAGUUUCCUAGGCCUUGCUGGCUAUUACAAGAGGUUUGUGGAAGCGUUCUCUAGGCUAGCUGCACCUUUGACCAGACUAACCAGGAAGAAUGACAAGUUUCAGUGGUUAGAAGAAUGCGAGCAAAGUUUUCAAAAGCUGAAGCAACGCUUAGUCACGGCAACCGAUUCUCACUAUUUCAUCGGGGACUGUCAAGGCAGAACAUCAGAGACUUACGGGGUCCUUGCAACCUCACCUAUUCCAGAAUUGAAAUGGGAACACAUUUCAAUGAAAUUCGUGUAUGGCUUUCCUAGAGCUUCGAGUGGCCAAGAUGCAGUGUGGGUCAUUGUGGAUCGGUUGACUAAGAUGACACACUUUCUACCCAUCAAGAUGACUUACAUUAUGGAUUGGUACACGGAGCUUUAUAUCAAGGAGAUUGUACGACUGCAUGGAAUUCCAGCGAUUGCCCGGUUAGAAGGACAGCUUGAAUCUCUGGUUGCUGAAGUCACCAAAAUAGAGGAAGAGGAGCUUCAGGGUCAAGUGAUGGUUGAAGGGCAUUACAUGAUUGAUAAGGAUGAUUCCAGCAAUCCUCGUCAUGAGCAUGUCCAAGCCACCGCAACAUUUGAGAGUGAGAAUGACAAUGAAGAGGAAGAAAAAGAGGAGCACCUGGAGCAGACAACGCCCCUGCCAAAUCCAAAUAUGUCCAAUGACAAGGAAGGAUACGACAUCCAGCGGCUUCCAGCACAGUGA